Messenger RNA from Meleagris gallopavo (turkey), 5596 nucleotides. The record is from RefSeq and is a predicted model, not a curated record. NCBI's taxonomy places the organism in Eukaryota, Metazoa, Chordata, Aves, Galliformes, Phasianidae.
GACGGUCCCGCUGUGAAGAGGAUGGCUGUGACCUUAGAGAAGGCCCAGCGGGUGGGCUACACCUUCCUGAAAGCACUCCUCAGGUUCGCUUUUAUGGUCGCCAAUAACCUGGUCGCUAUUCCGUCCUACGUCCUGUAUUUAAUUGUCCUGCAGCCUCUGCGAGUGUUGGAUAGCGAGAGCUUCUGGUACAUCGAAGGAGUGUUGUUUAAAUGGCUGUUAGCUAUGGUGGCUUCCUGGGGCUGGUGGGCCGGCUACACAGUAGUGGAAUGGGGUGAUGAUGUUAAAGCGGUAUCAGAAGAUGAAGCUGUGGUGCUGGUGAACCAUCAAGCAACGGGUGAUGUCUGCACUCUGAUGAUGUGCCUUCAGGAUAAAGGCACGGUUGUCCGUCAGAUGAUGUGGCUGAUGGAUCAUAUUUUUAAGUAUACAAAUUUUGGCAUUGUCUCAUUAAUCCAUGGAGACUUCUUUAUAAGACAGGGAAAAGCACACCGUGACCAGCAGCUUGUAUUACUUAAGGAGCAUCUAGAAAAAUAUUAUCGGAGCCGCAAUCGGAAAUGGAUUGUUUUAUUUCCAGAGGGUGGCUUUCUUAGGAAAAGGAGGGAAACAAGCCAGGCAUUUGCCAAGAAAAACAAUUUGCCAUUUCUUCAGCAUGUCACCCUGCCAAGACUCGGGGCAACUCAAGUGAUUCUGAAAACACUUGUGGCUCCGCAAGAAAAUGGAACUCCUGCAGGUGGAGAUGCUGUGAUAAAAGAGAGCAAAUCAAAAGGUCUCCAGUGGGUGAUAGAUGCAACCAUUGCAUAUCCCAAAGGUGAACCUAUAGACAUCCAAACCUGGAUUCUUGGCUACCGACAACCAACAGUUACACAUGUACACUACAGGAUUUUUCCAAUUAAAGAUGUACCUGCAGAGCCUGAAGCUCUCUCACAAUGGCUGUAUCAACGAUUCAUUGAAAAGGAGGAUCUCUUGACCCAUUUCUAUGAAACAGGAGCUUUUCCUCCACUGCAGGGUCAAACGAAAGCUGUUUCUCGGGAGAUGACCCUCAGCAAUCUGUGGCUAGUCGGCAUACAAUCACUUGCAUUCUUGUCAGGCGGUAUGUGGUACUGCAUCUUACAGUAUUUUUAUCAUUGCCUAUUUUAAAAGUGGAAUGGGACCUGAGGACACAGUGGGAAUCGAGGCUCUUGUGAAUGAGUACCAUGUUGUAUGUGCAAAUGUGAGUAUACAAGAGUAAAGGAGAAUACUGGACGGACUCUUACCUCUCUUUGGAGAAAUUUUAAACUCCACUGAAGGAGAAGAUCAGUAACAUAGUGACCUGAUGAUGUAUUAUUUUAAGAAUUGUCUGUAUUUUUAAAAAGUGUAUACUCUCACCCACACUUAAGCAAAUUCAGCAUUUGGACAAAAGGUGCAACCGUACAACCACCGUAGAAGAAUGUCUGCAACAAGAAAACUGUCACCAUAAGUAUUUCUUGGCAUUGUAGUUAGAGCUCAGAAAACUCAGCAACUUGUCUCUUCAGUAGUCUGUGCAGCAUUGGUGUGGUAGAGAUUCCUCAUUUGCACAAACAUGUGCUUUACUGCAGCUCAUUGUGCUGGAGCCAGAGACAUCAACGGAGCUGAUGGCGGCAUCUUUGUCACUGCCCAGUCAGCAGUUGUUGUCUCAAACCAAGACCCCAACAGGGUCCUGUUCAGGUGUGUUUUGUGAGGAAUUGGUCCUUAAAAAAGCAUUGCCUCAUCAUAGUGUGAUUAGGAGUUAUCCAUAUUUGAUGAAUCAGCCCAUCCCUGCUGUGGUCUUACCAUCAGCUAACUAAAUUCUGUGUGCUAUCCGUAGCUCAUAUUAUGAGGAAGCUUGGAAAAUACUUGUCACUUGAUCUGUUUCUCCCUUUGUUCAGAAUACAUCUAGUUGAUCGUUGUCACUUUUCUAAACGCACUUUUAAAGGCGAAAAUACAGUGAAAGAAAGACAUAGGGAGUAGGAGAAAGCUUUAUCUGCCAUGCAUUGACCAAUUGCCAGAGCAGUGCCAGCUGUUUCUGAAGGCCUGCUGGUGCUGCUGGUGAUUUUUAGCCACCUUUGUACUUUGUAUACUGCAGUCCAACCAAGAUGACCUUUGGGUGGUUUAUAGAGGCCUUUUUCUCCCCUGCUAGUUGCAACAGCACUAAAUGUACUUGUGGGAGAGUUUAAAUGAUUCAAUGCCAACCAUCUUAAUGUUUUGCUAAGAAAUAACAGAGGAAAACUAGUUUCUUAGAAAAAUACAUAUUAAAAAAAAAAAAGUAAGUGUAAUUGCUACCAUGAAUCUAUGUGAGGAUAUCACUACAAAAGAAAAGAAAAAGCAAUGGUAAAUCAUCUGAGUGACUAUAUGGAGGGCAGUAUUAAUUAGCUCAUCAGCAUGCUAAAAGUCAUAAUGAAAGAAUGAGUUCAUUUUAAAGGCAAACCAGAAGUUCAGCUCCAUUUUCAGAUGUAUAAUACAAGAUACUCUCGAAAGGGAGUUUGCAGUGUGUGUCCUGACCCUGGCUGGUCUAGUUGGCAUUGUCUUUGUGUGAUUAUACACAGAUUUGAGAGAGCUGUUCCUAAAAUAAAAUUAAUCUCUCUAAAUACGAGCAGGAGAGCCAGAACUUGAGGUGUGGCAUGCUGCCUUUUGUACGUUGAUUUUCUGAGAACCAAGUAAGCCCUCAGUGGUUUUGGCUCUGAGUUAGUGAUAUUGAUCACCCUUCUCCUGCUGUAUGAAUCUGUGGGUGGCAUGCAAACCACCGCAUGAAACAAAUGCAGUCAGUGGUUCCUCUGGAGGAACGGGAUGAGCAUACUAAAAUAUGAGGCAAUGCUGAUUUCCCAGGUGUAACUGAAAAACACUUUGUCAAAUUUGCCACUUCUCUUUCUCUCUGAAAUCAGUUUUAUCUUAAAGUAGCUCUGUGAUGGCUGUGGAACCAUAGGCCAUGACAGGUUCCCCCAGUUUUUGAGUCCCCUCAUGGACUAAUGAAUACCACUGCAGUGGGAAGGCAAAGGACAGCGUUUAGAUAGAGCCUUAAUAUUUUAUUUAAGAUGCUGUCUCUAAAUCCCACCUGUCUUACACCUGACCCCAUACCUGAAUGCUGCCAUAACAUAAAUCCACUUGAGAAGAGGUAUGCACUGAAAAGGGAGCAUAACUUCUUUUCUGUUGCUCUUGCUAAAUCGCAGCUGAUGGAAUGAAUGUAUUUCAUCUGCCUUUUUCCAGGCAGGUUCUGGGGCAGCCCAUCACCAUCAGGUGUGAGCAGUUAGACUGCAGCACCUGGGCACAAAUGGACUCUCAAAACUGCAAAAUGCAGGUGGUGAGCUAAUUAUCGCUGUCCUCCACAGAGUGGGUUGAUCAGAGCCACAGAAAUGCCCUUAUUUUACAGCCGUUUUAAUGUGAGAUAGGACAGACUGGAGUGAUACAAUAUAAGCAGAUUGCACAGCGGUAACUUGCAUCAGGAGGCUGUUUGUAAUAGAUCCAGUAAACUCCAUGUAAGAGCAUACUCUUUUUUUUUUUUUUUUAACAAUGCAGUAUUUUUUCCAAUGGAUUGCAGUCAAUACUUAGUGUUCACACACUGCCUGAAGAAAUUAGUAAUGCGCAGUAAUGUUUGGUUUAUCUGGUCCCGUGCAUUUUCACUUAGUUCCUUUAUAGUUCUCGCUAUUGUGAGACAUCUGUUUGAAAGCACUGAAUGUUGUUUUGAGAGGUUGAGUAAAUAGUAUUAGGUCCUAGGCUUCUUUCCUGCCUGCACUGGAACAUGUGAGCAGAGCGUGGUGUUGUCUCUCGCUCCGGCUGAGCUGCUGUAGGUGACAGUCAAAUGAAACUGAAGAAAAUCCAAAGUACCCUCCCGGUUGAACUUGAAUGCUACUUUAUGACAGAAUAAGUUUUUCUGUUAAGGGAAAAACACUGUGGGAAAUUCUGCACUAAAAACACUGUGCUGGUGAAGGCUAGAGCUUGGCAGGCAAAACAUUGGAUCCCCGUGGGUUCCAGCUGGGUCGUACCUUCUGGCAUUGGCUGGGGUACAGUUGGGGCAAGUGUUGUGCUGCUGCAGCCAAGGGGUUCCUCUUCUGAAGAGUUCAACCUGCAUUUGCUAAAAAUGUUUAUGAACCAUGCAGUUGAUCACAAAAUGGUUAAUUGCUGUGAUUUUAAAUAUGUGUUAGGAGAGAUAAUAUGGAAGAAUGUAUAAAGUGACAACAGGAUGAAAAAAAUAAAUUGAAAGCUGUUGCACACACAGGUGAAAACAUAGCGGUUCAAGUUUGUUGUGAAUAAAGACGUUUCUCUGUCAGGGUUGCACUCAACAUUUGUAAGUUUCUCUGUUUAAUUGUUCAUAAACAAGUUUCACUGGAAACAGUGCAAGUCCCAAUGGUUUAACAUUCCUGCUCUUACUGAAUUUCAUCAUAAGAAAAAUAUCUGCCCCUCCAGAAUGAGCAGCGCUUCUAUUUUAGUGCCCUUUGCAUGUACCUUCCUUACAGAUUCUCUUAAACUGUACGUAUGAUGUUGUUACCACACAUUUCAACAGUGAUGACUCUUGCAGGAGAGAUUUUUUUUUUCAGUUGCUCUCAUCAGAUUUUGAAAAGAAAGAUUACAGUUAACCUCAGUCCCCUGAAAAUUAAGAGCUUCCUUCUCCCUGUUCCACCCUGAGCCUCAAAACAGGAUGCAUCUUGCUGCAUUGAAAUGACUGCUGUGGUACUGCUCAUUACUCAUCUUUUUGUAAAUGAUGUAAUUGUUUUGGGUGUUUUGCCAUUAAGUGCUGUUAACUCUGUCAACUUUGUUUGUACAAGUGAAUGCAGAUACACCGAUCACUGUGUGUGACAGAUUCAGCUGCUCUGCUUUGCCUGGACAUAAAGUGUUGGAACCAAAGGGACUUAGAGCUGGGAGCGGGUGUGUUCUGAGACAGCGGGCUGGAGGCUGUGUGCUGGUCUGAUACAAUCACACAACGUAAUGACACGUCCGGGUACUGUAUUGUUUGGAAAUAAUGGAGCCAUACAAAAUAAAGGGUUAUUUUGCAAAUCUGCAUACUUGAUAACUUUCACACUUUUUUUUUUUAAGUAACAACAAUUGGAAGAGUGAAACUGAAACUAUUCUCUGAUUUAAAAGUCUGUGUACGUUAUGAAUGCUUCUGAGCAAUUUCACCUUUUCUGUGCAAAAGCUGUAGACUUUGCCUGGGAUGCAGAAAGAAUUUAAAAGAAUUCUGUGUAUCUUGAAGUUAAAUCUUUGAUUUAAGCAUCGGAUAAUGAAGUUUAGUUAUACACUGAACAGCUGUCCUCUUACAGUGAGUGAGUUCUUUUAAAGUUUCUCUACAGUGGUGUUUGUUUUGUAUGAUAAAAGCUAGUUUUCUUGAUAGCAUUUAUGUUAGCAUCCAAUUUUCUCCUUCCUCUGUGUUAGCCAUACCAUGCUCUGUAUGACAAAUGGGUGCAGUUACUCUGUGAUUGUGCAGAAGGCUGUUGUGGUUGGAUUCAUUGUACUAGCAUUAUGUCAUUGGAUUUUUUUUAUCACGUAUUUCCACCAGCGGAGAUGUCUUUCAGAACUGCAGGCUGAUACCAGAAGAAGCAUUUCUCUUCAGAGACUAUUAGGUGUUGUUUUCCCUUUUUUUGGGGGGUGACAAAAUAAAGUUGAUUUUUUUUUU